AUGACUGGGGACCGCACAGGUCAAGUGUUUCGUUCAGCUCCGGAGGCUAACACCAUGUUCCUGCGGCCCAAACGGGCCAAUACGUUUAUGGAAGAGUUCAGACAGGGGAACCUGGAGCGGGAGUGCUACGAGGAACAGUGCAACAUUGAAGAGGCUCGCGAGUACUUUGAAGACACCCAGAAGACAAAAACCUUCUGGGCUGUUUACUCUGUUCUUCCUCAGCUCUGUAAGAACAAAAAUGGCGGCUGUGAACAUUUCUGCAAUGUGAUCCAGGGAAGUGUUCAGUGCUCCUGUGCUGAUGGAUACUUCCUGGCAUCUGAUAAAAAAUCCUGCCAUUUCAAUGAGACCAUCAGAUGUGGUUUCAUCCUCCCCAAAGCGCUGCAGACUGUUUUGAGGGACCAUCAGACAAAAACAACGGAGGGGAAUAUAACUGCACUUAACAGCAGUGUCAACUCCACAGAGCCGAUCCAGGAUGCUGAUUUAAUGUCCGAUUUAGUAUCUGAAAACAGAACCCAAAUUCCAGCAGAGACUUGGACAACUUUGGAAAGUCUGAUUGACUCUGAAAUAGAAGAUGAGUCACAUCGCCAGUCAGGGUAUUGUCCACCAGGAGAAUGUCCAUGGCAGGCCCUCCUUUUCAAUGAAAAUGAAACAGUUUAUUGUGGAGGAACAAUACUCAAUGAAAACAUCAUCCUGACAGCUGCCAGCUGUGUAAACCAGUCAGAUGACUUCAACGUCAGGCUCGGUGAGUUUGACAGGUCAGUGAAUGAAGGUACUGAAGUUGACCACAAAGUGGAAGCAGUCCUCGCCCACAGAAACUACAAUCCGCAAACCCACGAUAAUGACAUUGCACUCAUCAAACUGGCUACACCUAUCAAGUUCACGAGGUUCAUCCUGCCAGUCUGCAUUCCUGAGCAAGACUUUGCCAAAAAGGUCCUGAUGCGGGAGCCAGUAGCUGUGGUCAGUGGUUUUGGACGUCUUGGGGAGGCUCAGAUUCCAUCCAUGAUCAUGAAGCGCCUCGUUGUAACCUACGUGGACCGUCAAACCUGCAUCGAAUCCACUCGGUAUCUAGUCACUGAUAGGAUGUUCUGUGCUGGCUACAAAUAUAGGGAUGCUUGCCAAGGUGAUGGUGGUGGGCCACACAUCACACGUUAUAAUGACACCCACUUUAUCACUGGCAUUGUGAGUUGGGGCGAAGGCUGCGGACGCAAGGGCAAGUAUAGCUUCUACACCCGGGUGUCCAAGUACAUUCGAUGGAUCCAUGAGGGUAUCAAGAAGCUGGUGCACAGUGGCACAAAUGGCGGCAGUCAGCAUCCUGCAAUAAAAAGGCUUUACCUGUAA
Pelmatolapia mariae (spotted tilapia) is the source of this 1338-nucleotide messenger RNA. Its product is annotated as coagulation factor X-like. Gene Ontology annotation, molecular function: calcium ion binding; serine-type endopeptidase activity. The record is from RefSeq and is a predicted model, not a curated record. Gene Ontology annotation, cellular component: extracellular region. The transcript is spliced from 8 exons. Gene Ontology annotation, biological process: proteolysis; blood coagulation. Bases 1 to 1338 code for a protein of 445 amino acids. NCBI's taxonomy places the organism in Eukaryota, Metazoa, Chordata, Actinopteri, Cichliformes, Cichlidae.